UUUUAAAAUACUAACAGAAACUUUGUUGAAGUCUACACAUAACACAAACGGCAACGAAGUGGCACAUUAAUGGAAUACGAACCAAACGAACUUGAUGAAGAGUUCGAAAAUUAUUUGCAAUUGGUUCACUGCUUUGUGGUCAAGGAUUUUCCAUAUGCAGAACGAUGCAGUUUUGUGAUGAACUCGUCGGACUGUGUAUCGGGCACAAAUUUUGUGCCCUAUAUGCAGUUGAUGUCUUGUGUUUUCAAAUGUAAGAAUAAAUUCAUGGAGCUCGUCUUUAUCAGCAUAUUUCUGGCUCUCUGUGCAGAGCUUCUGUUGUGUCUGGGCUAUGUCGUUGAUCUAUAUUACGGCCCAGCGUUGAAGGUCGUUUCACGACUCCUACAUAUGAACGAGCAUUUGGCAGGAGUUACAUUGUUAGCAUUCGGGAACACAUCUCCAGAUCUAUUUGCCAAUUUAGCAAACAUCGAAGAAGAAGUGCCAGUGUUUGCCAAUAGCAUGUCCACAGCGCUAUUCGUGUCGAUGUUCACUGGCGGUUUGGUCUGCUACAUAAGCCCAUUCAAAAUGAAUUCACAUAGUACUAUUCGAGAUCUGUUGUUCUUUAUACUGGGCAUAUCAUUGCUUGAAUAUGUAAUGGCUAGCGAAGGCCAAGUGACCUUGAACGAGUGCAUUAUGUUAUGCAUGGUAUAUAUUUUUUACUUGAUGGUAAAUAUGCUCGAUUUGUACAUUAUGCGCAUCACCAUGAGAAUGAUGGAGCGUGAAAUCAAAGAGUUGAGAAGUAAGCCGCUAACAAGGGAAAUGACCCGAAAGUUAAACGAGUUGCAGCGGAAAUAUGACGAUUUAAAUGAGGAUGAGACUAUUGAGAUUGUGGAACGCACUUCAAGUAUAUUUGUCAGUGGAAAGCGUUCACAACGCGGAAAAAGUCGAGCAACCUUCACAUUUGGAACGCCUCAAAACCGGGGCCACGAUAACGUCAACGAGGAAGCCACCCGUAAUGUUUUCUAUAAUCUCAGCCAUGGAAAAAAUAUCCGUCUUUUUGAAGAAUUUUUUGAAUCCAUCAAACCUAUUGAUUGCUCCGAAUGGCGCAACCACAAUAUGUUUAUGAAAGCAUUUUACUUGGCCAAGGCACCUGUAGUGUUUCUGUGCGCCAUUUAUAUACCGCUGGUGGAUUAUGAGAUAGACAAGCAUGGCUGGAGCAAGUUGCUCAAUUGUCUUCACAUCGUUUUAAACCCAGCACUAACACUUAUGGUGGGUGGCGCCAUGUUUGUUGACCGUAAGGAGAACGUCUGGUGGUAUACGAACCUAAAAUUAAAAUACGCGCAAUACAGCUUCAUAGUUACUAUUCCUUUGGCCCUCAUUGUGUUUUUCCAUUCCCGCACCGACGUACCGCCUCGUUACCACAUAGUCUUCACCAUCAUGAAUCUCACUGGGUCAAUGUUCAUAAUAUUUAUAUGUGCAACAGAGAUCGAUUUGGUACUUGAAGUUGUUGGCAAUAUUUUGGACAUACCAGAGGAUUUCAUGGGCGUUACUGUAAACGCUGUGGCCGGUGCGCUCGGAGACUUGGUUGCCAACUCGUCAAUGGCUAUGCAGGGUUACGAGAAAAUGGCCUAUGCUGCUGCUAUUGGGGGUCCCUUUUUCACUGUGCUGAUGGCCACAGGCGCAGUAUUGGCAGCAAAAAUUAUGAGUGGUAUGGAGGCGACGAUGGAUGAACAGAUUGGAGAUUAUGGUGAAAACGCGUAUAUUUUUCUGAAUUUAGGCCUCUUCUCUGCCCUUCUGUGGACCUCAACACUAAACUUUUUUGCUCGGCGCUCUACGGGUAUUUUCUCCAUGGGCAUCUAUGGAUUGUAUAUAUUUUUUGCCAUUCUGAUCGAGCAAAACAUUAUACACUCCUAUUCAAGGGAUGAUGUAUUUCCUAUACCUGAGUAAUGUAAAAUAAAUUCUGCCACAGCCUUAUACUUUAAUAAAAAAGAACGCUCUAGUGGGUUGUGGAUAACUAUGACAUAUAAAUAUAU
Molecule: messenger RNA, 2009 nt
Organism: Scaptodrosophila lebanonensis
Lineage: Eukaryota; Metazoa; Arthropoda; Insecta; Diptera; Drosophilidae
Product: mitochondrial sodium/calcium exchanger protein-like
Exons: 7
Coding region: 70-1923 (617 amino acids)
Biological process (GO): transmembrane transport; monoatomic cation transport; intracellular calcium ion homeostasis
Cellular component (GO): membrane
Molecular function (GO): calcium:sodium antiporter activity
Source: RefSeq, a predicted model, not a curated record